Messenger RNA from Amyelois transitella, 399 nucleotides. RefSeq lists its product as uncharacterized. NCBI's taxonomy places the organism in Eukaryota, Metazoa, Arthropoda, Insecta, Lepidoptera, Pyralidae. The record is from RefSeq and is a predicted model, not a curated record. Bases 1 to 399 code for a protein of 132 amino acids. The transcript has a single exon.
AUGGAGUAUUACAGGCCAUACAGGUCCAGACACAUCGAUUGCGAUGUCAAGACUCGCAUAACAGCGGCCUGGUCAAAGUGGCGUGAGGUGGCAGAUGUUGUCUGUGACCCCAAAAUGCCGGUUAGGCUAAAUGGGCAGGUCUCUAAAGCCAUCAUGAGGCCUGUCCUAUUGUAUAGCAGCGAGACGUGGCCUGUGCUGGAGCGGCUCAAGCAAAACCUGUAUGACACGGAAAUGAACAUGCUGCGCUGGAUGUGUGGAGUAUCACGGAAGGACGGCGCGAGGGAAUCCCGUAUCCGCGGCAGCCUUCAUGUCCGUGACAUAGCGGACAAAAUGCAGAAGAGCCGCCUACGAACAACGCCUUGCAGCAAACGGCAGACUACUUGGGGAACAGAUGUCUGA